Molecule: messenger RNA, 3102 nt
Organism: Solanum stenotomum
Lineage: Eukaryota; Viridiplantae; Streptophyta; Magnoliopsida; Solanales; Solanaceae
Exons: 8
Coding region: 1-3102 (1033 amino acids)
Source: RefSeq, a predicted model, not a curated record
AUGGAUAAGUCUUGGAUUGGAAUGCCAAGAAACACAUCGGAGUAUUUGCUUGGUUUGAAUCAAUUUCUAGAUUUUGCAUUUAACAAUGGAGCUAUAGGAGAUAAAAUUAAAUGUCCAUGUCCUAAAUGUGGUUUUGGAAAGUGGCAAACUAGAAAUAUAGUGUUUGACCAUUUGAUCAACAAGCCGUUCCCAAAGAAUUAUGUCACUUGGGUUAUGCAUGGAGAAAUGAAUGUGUUUCCUAAUUCGAGAAACAUAGAGACCACUCAGGCUACACCACCCAUUGAAAAUCCAAUAGAAUUAUUGGUUAAUGAAGCAUUCGGGGGCUUAAGGCAUGAGGGUGUUGAUGUAGGUCCAUCACCGGUAGUGGAAGAAGAAGAAACAUUACAUGAUACGCCUGCUUUAAAUAAGAAAAAUUUAUUUGAGUUGCUUAAAGAUGGAAGUCAAGAAUUGUAUGAAGGCUCCAAGUACUCAAAGUUGGAAUUUUUGUUAAAGCUUUAUCACAUUAAGUGUUUGUCUGGAUUAAGUGAUAAGGGAAUGACUAUGAUCCUAGAUCUACUUCGGGAUGCAUUUAAAUUUGCAAAGAUCCCUGAUUCUUUUUAUGAGGCCAAGAAAACCAUAAAUAAGUUGAGUCUUGAUUAUAUCAAAAUAGAUGCUUGUCCAAAUGAUUGCAUGUUGUAUUGGGAAGAUGAUGUUAACGCCGAGACAUGUAAGUAUUGUCACACUUCUAGAUGGAAGCCAGAGAAGAAGAGCAAUACAGAUCAUACACCGACCACAAGUAAGAAGAAAAAGAAGAAGCAAAAGAAGAACCCUGCAAAAAUUUUGCGAUACUUUCCCUUAAAACCAAGAUUGCAAAGAUUGUUCAUGUGUUCUAAAAUUGCAGAGCAUAUGAGAUGGCAUGCAAAGGAUGAUAACAAAGAUGGAACCCUACGACAUCCUAGAGAUGGUGAGGCGUGGAAGAAGUUUGAUACAACUUUUCCUGAAUUUUCUUCUGAUCCUCGAAAUGUCCGAUUAGGCCUAGCUAGUGAUGGUUUCAAUCCUUUUGGGACAAUGAGUACUAGUCAUAGCAUUUGGCCUGUUAUUUUGGUUCCAUACAACCUUCCUCCAUGGUUGUGUAUGAAACAACCAAAUUUUAUCCUCUCAAUGAUUAUUCCAGGUCCACGUGCACCAGGAAAUAACAUAGAUGUAUACCUCCAACCCCUUAUUAAGGAGUUGAAAGAGUUGUGGAGUGAUGGUGUUGACACUUUUGACUCAUCAAAGAAUGAAAUGUUUAGAAUGCGAGCGGCUCUUAUGUGGACAGUUAGUGACUUUCCUGGACUUGAUAGCUUAUCUGGUUGGAACACACAUACUGGUCUUGCAUGUCCCUCGUGUAAUUUUGACGCAGAACCUUGUCGACUUCCUCAUAGUAGAAAGUGGUGUUUUAUUGGCCAUCGUCGAUUUUUGUCUAGAAAUCACAAAUUUAGAAUGAUGAGGCAUCGUUUUGAUGGAACCGUGGAAGAGAGGACCCCUCCAAAGAAGUUAUCAGGAUCAGAUAUUUUUCAACAAGUGAGAGAUAUCAAUGUCACAUUUGGAAGACCAGCAGAGUUGAAUCGUAAAAGAAAACGAAACAAGCAAAGAAAUGAUGAUGAAGGUGGAACUCAACAAUGGAGAAAAAAAAGCAUCUUCUUUGAUCUUCCAUAUUGGGAGUCUAAUUUGUUGCGCCACAAUUUAGAUGUUAUGCAUAUUGAAAAGAAUGUGUUUGACAACAUCAUAUAUACCUUGCUAAAUGAUAAAGAAAAAUCAAAGGAUCAUAUUAAGGCUCGAAAAGAUCUACAAGACAUGGGUAUAUGGCGCGAUCUAUGGCCGGAUGAGAAUGGUGAAUGUCGGCUUGGUGCAUUUACAAUUCCAAAGAAGAAGAAAUUGGCCUUCCUCAAGACUUUAAAGAAUAUCUUAGUGCCAGAUGGUUAUGCAAGUAAUAUAUCUCGUUGCAUUGAUUUGGAUAAAAAAAGAAUAUUUGGAUUAAAGAGUCAUGAUUGUCAUAUCCUCAUGCAACAGUUGUUACCGAUAGCAAUUCGCAAUGUUCUUCCAAAUCAGGUCGUUGCAACUCUGGUAGAGUUUUCUUCCUUUUUUAGGCAGCUUUGUAUGAAGAUCUUAACCAUCUCUGACCUAGAAAAGCUACAAAAUCGAAUUGUAGAAACCUUGAGUCAUCUAGAGAUAUUGUUUCCCCCUUCAUUUUUUACUGUAAUGAUUCAUCUGACUGUCCAUCUAGUUGAUGAAGUAAAACAAGGUGGGCCUGUACAUUAUCGCUGGAUGUAUUUUGUUGAAAGUGAAUUCAGACAGCACAUCAAAAGAAGUACAAAGGGUCGAAGAGUUUCAACAACAGAGGUAGAGAAGAGAGUUAGUAAAGAGUUUCCUGAUUGGUUUCCUAAGCGAAUUAUCAACCCAGAUAUCGCAGAAACUAUCUCUGAUGAUAUGAAGUUUUUAGCACAAGGUCCUGCACAAGAUGCAAGAAGAUUUAGUGCUUAUAACAUUAAUGGGUUCAAAUUUCGAACUUUAUCUAGAGAACAAGGAUCAAAAACUCAAAAUAGUGGAGUUUUUCUUAUCUCUGACACUUCUUGUAUUGCGUCUAGUGUAGAUAGCUGUGCAAGACAUGCGGACCUGCCAUAUUAUGGAAAGUUAGAAGAGAUUAUCGAGCUUAAUUAUUAUGGCAAGUUCAAAGUUAUUCUUUUCAAGUGUCUAUGGGCUGAUACUACUCGAAAUAGAGGGUACAAAACAGAUGCUUGGAAGUUUAACUGUGUCAAUUUUUCUAAAUUGAUUCACACUGGUGAUCGCGAGGAUCAUGAUCCAUAUAUUGAAGCAUCACAAGCAAAUAUGGUCUACUAUGUUGAUGAUGAGACUGAUAAAGAAUGGAGUGUCGUUGUACAUCUAAAGCCAAGAGAUUUGUUUGAAAUGGGAGAGGUUGAUGAAGAGGAUCUUUUCAGAUUUUUGGUUGUUGUUUUUUUAGUUUCAGAUUUUUGGUUGUUGUUUUUUAGUUUCAGAUUUUUGGUUGCUGUUUUUGCAGUUUUUAGCUACUAUUUUGUUGCUUUUAGAUUUUUAGUUGCUGUUUUUUUAGUUUCAGGGGAUUAA